Molecule: messenger RNA, 5026 nt
Organism: Nerophis ophidion (straightnose pipefish)
Lineage: Eukaryota; Metazoa; Chordata; Actinopteri; Syngnathiformes; Syngnathidae
Gene: xkr9
Product: XK, Kell blood group complex subunit-related family, member 9
Exons: 4
Coding region: 150-1301 (383 amino acids)
Biological process (GO): apoptotic process involved in development; phosphatidylserine exposure on apoptotic cell surface; engulfment of apoptotic cell
Cellular component (GO): plasma membrane
Source: RefSeq, a predicted model, not a curated record
CUCGAGGUGGACCUGUCAAAAGUACUAAGGAAGACACCAGUUGUUGUGUACACACCUGUUGGGAUUGUUAAUGGCUGAAGAUGGUUCUGAGCUGCUGCAAGCCAGGAGACAAAUGUCCCUCCUGAAAAAAUAUUUUGUUGCAGUCCAAGAUGCAUCAAAAAGAUUUCCGAUACACUAAACUGCGAUGGCUGCUAACCGUCAGUGGACUGUUCCUCUACGUCGCGGACAUUUUGACAGACUUGGGACUCUCCGUGAAGUACGUCGUCGACGAACAUUAUGUAUGGUCAGCGCUGACUUUUGGCUUUGUUCUGCUCGGGAUGCUGGUGACUCAGGUUUUCAGCUACGCCUGGUACAAGGACGACAUCAAUGAUGUGUUCAUAAACCCUCAAGGAGUAGCUCCAGUGUCAGGGUUCCCCAAAGGUCGGCUUGCAGUUCUGCAUCUGUGUGGCGCAGGUAUUUUCACCAGGUACUACCGACUGCUCAAAACUGGGUUCCAUGUGGUUUGGAUCAAGGGCCCCGAUGAGGAAGAGACAAAGGAAGUGCACCAUCGUCUGUUUUGUCAAGCCACCGACCUCAGCAUGCUCAAACUGUUUGAGGCUUUUUUGGAGAGUGUCCCCCAACUGCUAUUACAGAUCUACAAAGCACUGCACCAUGGCGACGCCUCCAUCAUGCAGUAUUCCUGUAUGGUCAUGUCUGGUUUUAACAUCGCCUGGGCCAUGGUGGACUAUCGCCGCUGCCUCCGGAGGUCCCUCCAACAUGUUCAGGAGAUGCCUUCCGGACUCCCGACUGUGAUUUACCUGCUCUACAAGGUCUGCACCAUCAGCAGCCACAUCCUCAGCUACAGCCUCCUCCUGAAGCUCAGUCCCUACAGCGUGAUCGCCCUGGCCAUUUUGUGGCUGCUGGGGACAAUAUGGUCACACCUGCUUCAAACCAACUUCUGCACAACCAGAGGUCAUGAGAUACUCUACCGAGCCGUGGUGGGAUUCAUACUCACGUUUACGUUCUUUAACGUGAAAGGUCAGGACACUCGACGAUCCAUGACAGUCUAUUACUUUCUCUACUCUCUUAUCAACAUGGUGACGCCGAUACUUUUGGCUUUGUUGAUGCCUGAGGUGCAGACGGCCACGUUCUUUCUCGCCAUAACCGGGUUGAUUUCUGGGGGCUCCUUGCUGGGCCUUCUGUUUCUUGUGUUGUACUACCUCUACCUGCACCCAAAGAAGAAGAAUCAUGAGACCGACGAAGUGGACGGACUGGAAAAGGAAGCAGAGACUGGGAGGAUAAGACACUUUUUGCAGCCUUGAUGCACAUUUCAAUGCACACAGUCACUCAUGAAGAAGUGUCGUAAAUAUAUGACAUAAUAUACGCUGCUCUUAGUUAUCUCAUGUCCUGAGGUUUACAUCAUCAUGCAUGAUUCAACAUUUUGUGCAUAUAUUGAACUUUAGUCAAUGUAAAUAGCCUUCUAUAGUAUUUCAUAUUUAAAGGCCUACUAAAAUGAGAUUUUCUUAUUCAAACGGGGAUAGCAGGUCCAUUCUAUGUGACAUACUUGAUCAUUUCACGAUAUUACCAUAUUUUUGAUGAAAGGAUUUAGUAGAGAACAUCGACGAUAAAGUUUGCAACUUUUGGUCGCUAAUAAAAAAGCCUCGCCUGUACCGGAAGUAGCAGACGAUGUGCGCGUGACGUCACCGGUGUGAGGGCUCCUCACAUCCUCACAUUGUUUAUAGUCAUAGCCACCAGCAGCAAGUGUAAUUCGGACCGAGAAAGCGACGAGUUCCCCAUUAAUUUGAGCAAGGAUGAAAGAUUCGUGGAUGAGGAAAGUUAGAGUGAAGCACAAAAAAAAAAAAAGAGAGAAAAAAAAAAAAGGCGACGGCAGUGUGAGCGAUUCAGAUGUAAUUAGACACAUUUACUAGGAUAACUCUGGAAAAUCCCUUAUCUGCUUAUUGUGUUAAUAGUGGUUUAGUGAGAUUAUAAAGUCAUACCUAAAAGUCAGAGGGCUGCGAUGAACGCCAGUGUCUCUCAGAGAAGCCAAUGGAGGAGCCAAGAUCACAGCUGCCCUUUUGACAGCUGCAGGAUGAGGUCGCAUAAUCCAUUGAAGUCUCCGGUAAGAGCCGACUAAAUAUCACAAUUUUCCCAUCCAAAAACUUGCUGGUUGACGUAGAGAAACAUGUUCGCUUGACCGCUCUGUGUUAAAGCUUCACAACAAACAAAGAAACACAGGCUGUGUUUCGCUGCUAAAGACAGCUGCAAUCCACCGCUUUCCACCAACAGCAUUGUUCUUUAUAGUCUCCAUUAUUAAUUGAACAAAUUGCAAAAGAUUCAGCAACACAGAUGUCCAAAUUAUUGUGUAAUUAAGCGAGGAAAAGAGACGACUUUUAGCCGUAAGUGGUGCUGGGCUAAUAUGUCCGCUACAACCCGAGACGUCACAAACGCGCGUCAUCAUACGGGUCAUCAUUCCGCAACGUUUUCGAGAAGAAAAUCUGCGUGAAAUUUAAAAUUGUAAUUUAGUAAACUAAAAAGGCCGUAUUAGCAUGUGUUGCAAUGUUAAUAUUACAUCAUUACACAGGUGCUGUUCAUAUUAUUAGAAUAUCAUGAAAAAGUUGAUUUAUUUCAGUAAUUAUAUUCAGAACGUGAAACUUACAUAUUAUAUCAAUUCAUUACACACAUAGUGAUAUAUUUGAAAUGUUUAUUUCUUUAAAUUUUGAUGAUUAGUACUGACAAUUACUAAAAAUUCCAAAUUCAGUAUCUCAGAAAAUUAGAAUAUUAGUUACGAAUAGUACCAAAAAAUAUUUUUUAGAAAUGUGGGCCAACUGAAAAAUAUGAACAUGGAAAGUUUCAGCACGUGCGGUAAUCAAUACUUAGUUGCAGGUCCUUUUGCCUGAAUUGCUGCAGCAAUACGGCGUGGCACGGAGUCGACCAGUCCGUUGCACUUUAAUAACUGUACACGUUGUUAUCUGUCUGCUAUGUGAUAAGGAGGAGACUAAUAGCGCUGAGUAAUUGGUUAAUUAUUAAUCUUGUUGUUAUGAUUGUAGUUACAGUGUUCUUGUCUAAAGGGAAAGUAAAACAUUUGGAUACACUUGAUGUUAUUUAAAGAAAAUGUGUGUCAAUGUUUGACUAGACCACAUAUUUGUUAUACAUGUAAUUAUUACAAUCAACCCAAAAUUAUUCCUUCCUUCACAUGUAAAAAGUGGGCCAAAACGUACUAAUUACAUUUUAUUACAAAUUAUAAUAUGCAUAUAAUUAUUUAUUAUGUAUGUAUAAUAUUACAUCCAUUUCCUACCGCUUGUCAAUAUUACACAUUUUAAAUUAAAUUACAACCAUUUAAAAAUAUUGCAUAGUGCUUGUAACUUUUAAAAUAUAUUUUUUUUCUCCAAGGUGCGAUACCCUGAAGUUGUAUGGCACCCGACGAAGAGAAGCAUAUUUAGGGUCAUAAAGGAAAAAACUAAUAUUUAAAUAACGACCUCAAUGUGACAUAAUUAUUGUAAUUAAAACGACACACACAUGUUUUAUUAAAUGUGAAAUUAAUCUAAUCAAAUGUAAACCUAUAUCUAAUUUUUAAUCAUUUAAUUAUUGUUCAAUCAUUUAAUCAAUAGUGGUUUAAUUAUUUCACAAUUUCCUUAAUUCGAACAGAUAAAAUAAAUUCAUGAAAUGCCACCAGACAGGUUCAGGAGAUAUAAUAUGUAAUUUAAUCACAAAAUAAUAAAAUUGUAAAAUAAUUAAUUACCCUGUGAUGAAAUGGCGACUUGUCCAGGGUGUACCCUGCCUUCCGCCCGAUUGUAGCUGAGAUAGGCACCAGCGCCCCCCGCGAUCCCAAAGGGAAUAAGCGGUAGAAAAUGGAUGGAUGGAUAAUUCAUUACAUUGUUAAUUAUAUUAAAUGAUUAAAUAUGGAAAUGAUUAAAUGACUAGUUAAUUAACUUCUACAUAAAAAAAUAAUGACACAAUUUAUAACCUUUCUAUUCAACAUAUUUAGACUAUAUUUCAUUCUUGACAUGUUAGUAUUAAAAGAUUGAUUUAUUAAGUUUUGUCCAAUUCGGCCCUCAAUAGAAGCAUGCCCCACACUCCCUACUAUUUAGUAAUACUUCAAGCAUUUAAUUAAUAGUGGUUUAAUUAUUUCACAAUUUUCUUUAUUUCGAACAGAUAAAAUAAAUUCAUGAAAUGCCACCACACAGGUUCAGGAGAUAUAAUAUAUAAUUUAAUCACAAAAUAAUAAAAUUGUGAAAUAAUUAAUUACAUUGUUAAUUAUAUUAAUGAUUAAAUAUGAAAAUCAUUAAAUGAUUAGUUAAUGUACUUUCACAUAAUGAAUAAUGACACAAUUUAUAACCGUUCUAUUCAUCAUAUUUAAAUUAUAUUUCAUUCUUGACACAUGUUAGUAUUAAAAGAUUAAUUAAUACAUUUGUGUCCCAUUCGGCCCUCAAUAGAAGCAUGCCCCACGCUCUCUACUAUUUAGUAAUGCUUCAAGCAUUUAAUUAGUAGUGGUUUAAUUAUUUCACAAUUUUCUUUAUCUCGAACAGAUAAAAUAAAUUCAUGAAAUGCCACCAGACAGGUUCAGCAGAUAUAAUAUAUAAUUUAAUCACAACAUAAUAACAUUAAUUUCAUUGUUAAUUAUAGUAAAUGAUUAAAUAUAGAAAUCAUGAAAUGAUUAAAUAGUUAAUGAACUUUUAAAUUUAAAAAGGACACAAUUUAUAACCUGUUUACCAAAUUUUAAUUAUAUUUCAUUCUUGACAUGUUAGUAUUAAAAGAUAAUUUGAUAAAUUUUGCCUUAAUCGGCCUCUUAAUCAAAGCAUGCCCCACACUCUCUGCUAUUUAUUAAUGCUUCAAGCAUUACUAAACUUUUAUGACAGUUUUCUGCAGGCAUCACUAAAAUGUUAUGACAGUUUUCUGCAGGUCGUUGACUUGUAACACAAACACUCACCACAAGAUGGGAGCAUUGUCCGUGUUAUUUUCCUGACGAGGUAAAGCAAGAGGCUUUUUCACUUAUCCUCAGACCAUGUCUGCCACUGUCAGAGAAACAACAAUAAAAGCGAUGACAUCA